This is a messenger RNA of Cladocopium goreaui, 810 nucleotides long. NCBI's taxonomy places the organism in Eukaryota, Dinophyceae, Suessiales, Symbiodiniaceae. The record is from the annotation of a GenBank genome assembly.
AUGGGCCCUGCUGGCGGAUUCCUCAAGCUGCUGCGCAAGCCCAACACGGCCAAGCCGAAAGGUGACAAAGACCCUAUCCCUGCAGAGUGGGACGAUCCGAAGAUUGAGAACGAGGAUGAAGAGGAGGCUGCAUGGAGGGCGAAGUAUGACGAUGACAUGCCCCAUGAGGAGGAUGACGACAAGCAAAAGAAGCUGCAUGCCAAGGAAUAUGAGGAGAUGGAUGACGCCAGGGACAAGCUGGCAGACUUCGCGAAGGGUGAAAGCAAGAAGAGAAAGAAGUCACCAGAAGAUGGGUCGAAAGAACAUGGCACCCAUGGUGAUUACCAUCAAGGCUGGAAGUACCGCAACCGCAACAAGGGCAACUAUGGCAAUAGCCAUGGGCAUGGGUGGCGGGGAUGGUGGCCUCUCUUCCCUGAAGGGAAGGGGAAGGGAAAGAAGUGGCCUAAGCCACACUGGCAGUGGCAGGAGUGGAAAGGCGCACUUGCACUUUCAUCCCACCCUGGCGGUGAGGUCCAUCGGAGAUCUUAUGCGCCGACAAGAAGGGGGUACAUCGAUGCCAACAUGCAGUACGAUGAUGUACGAUGCGCAUGCAGUACGAUGAUGUACGAUGCGCAUCUCGGCUUGUUUCAGCCUGGCGAAGGCUUGAAGGCCCAAGGCAAGAACCGGGUGCGUGGCGGCGUGGCCAUCCAGCAGCAGAAGCAGAACCAGCGCCAGGCAGAGGAACGGAAGGCAGCUGAUGAACACAGCCGAACCCUGACAAUGAGGCUGCGCAGCAUCACUGAGAAGGCCUUAGGUAAAUUGCCAUCUUAG